Messenger RNA from Naegleria fowleri, 3693 nucleotides. RefSeq lists its product as uncharacterized. The transcript has 4 exons. Gene Ontology annotation, molecular function: protein binding. NCBI's taxonomy places the organism in Eukaryota, Heterolobosea, Eutetramitea, Acrasida, Naegleriidae. The coding region runs from base 1 to 3693 and encodes 1230 amino acids. The record is from RefSeq and is a predicted model, not a curated record.
AUGUUAUCGGAGCGGUUGCAAACUGUUAAAAUUGCCACCAAGAAUAUUUUCCAGACAUCCCUGACCACAUCGGAAAUUAAUGAUGAUUCAAAAGGAUCAAUUUCGUUAUGCGAAUCCAUCUACAAGUUACUCUCGGAUGGUCUAUUUCUGAGUUAUAACUUGCAAGACAUCUUCCGAUAUAUUUACACGAAUUUUGCAAUGUUGGCUGCGAACAAAAGUUUCACAAUUGAUACAAUAGAUUUGAAACAAAAAAUCAAACAAUUACAAAAUAUACCGAAUCGAGAUGAGUCCUCUGUAAAAUUUAUUCUCAAUGAGAAAUUAAUUGUGGAUUUGAUUGAGUUAAUGUCUGCCAUUCCAAAAGAAAAGUUUUAUAAUGAAAAGGUGAACGAUUUAUUGUUUAAGGAUGAAGAAAUGGUAUUUCUCAAAAGUUUAGUGACACCAUUGUUAACCAUUAAUUUUCGAUUCCAAAUGCCAAAUCUCGAAGAAGAUGAUAUUGUUGUGACAUCGACAAGAAAAAAGAAGAAGAAAAAGAAGGACAAGAAAAUCAUUUCAACAAAAAACUUAGAAAAAUCAAAUACGACAACAGAGACAGAGACCAGCACUCCAACAAGUGAUAUGGAUAAAAGUUUUUCAGGCUCACCUGCCACUCCAUCUGUAUCUCAAAUCGAGAAACGUUCAAACAAUCAGAACGAGACUAUGAAUUCAACUUCUUCAAAACAAAAUGUGACAAGGCAAGGAGAUCUUACACCUCUUUCUACACAAUCAUCGUUGACAUCAAUAACCGUUGCUGAAGAGCCUGAGGACUUACUUGAAGAUUUCAACCCUUAUGAAGGGAUGACGAAACAACAAGCGCUUGACAAUAUGCCAGAACAUUUGAGAAGAGAAGAAAGAGAAGUGAAACCGUCUCUCUCGAUAUUGAAGAAUACAGAGAAAGAAAAUACGAAUGAACUUGAAGAGAAACAAUCAAGUUCUAGCUCAUUCAAGGUAGAAACAGAAAAAUAUGUCACCUCAUUGUCACAAAACACUUCGACAACAGAAAUUACUGAAACCACACAAGUGGAUUCAUCGAUCGAGCCAGAAAAAGUACAAGUUUUAACACCUCAGAUAGAAAAUAAUACAAUGAAUGAAAAAGAACCUUUAGAAAUAACACAAGCUCUCUCUGGGAAUGAUGCAAAAGAGGAAUCGAAUGUGAAAACUAAUGAUCAAAAUUAUUCUAGCGAAGAAAAAGAGGAAACUACUCCUUCUUCACCUAUUAAGAAUCCAGAAGAUCUUUCACAAAAGCAAAUUGAGAACUCAAAAGAUAUUCAAACAAUUAUUACUUCUCCACCACAAGAAGAAGAACAACAUCAAUCAAAUGGCCACUCAACUCCACAUCAACUUUCAUUUAUUUCAUCUGAAAUUUUAGAACAAUUGAAACGCAUUCUCUCCUUAUUAAUGAAUCACAAAUAUUCGCCUCAUUUUAACACACCGGUGGAUGACAAAGUGGCAGAAUUUUCAGAUUAUUACAAAUUUACCAAAAAACCAAUGGAUUUCGACACAAUCAAAACCAAGUUAGAAUCAAACAAAUUUAACACAGUAGACGAAUUUAUUAGAGAUGUUCAACUCGUAUUCAACAAUACUUUUAUGUAUCAUUUAGAGUCUGCUCCACAAGUGAAAAUGGCUCACGUACUUCAAGAUAUUUUUGAAAGAGAGCUUGACCUUGCCAUACCGUCGUGGAGAAGUCUUGACCUUUCACCACAAGUAGAAGCUCAUAGUGAUGGAUUUUCAGAUCGUUGUGACUCUGAAAAUUCUAAUGAGGCAGCUUUGGAAGCGUAUUUCACACCAAAAUCUGCGAACAAGGAGGGAAAUGAUUUUCCCCCCACUCCUCCAACAUACCGUCUUGAACAAACAGAAAUACCACAACAAGCUUUCCCUAAUAUUUCUAUGCAUUCAUUAUCAAUGAAAACAGCAACUCAAGAAAAUACUCUUUCUUUGAAUAGAGUUGAUUUUGAAGUCGAUUCUCUUCUCAAAGAUACGGUUACCAAUGAUUCAGAGGAUGACUCUGACAGUUUGAGUGAAUUUGAAGAAGAUGCUAAAGAAAUUGAAGAAGAUCACGAUGGGGAACCUAUUGCCAUCACGUCGAUAAAACAAGAGACCACUCUUGUUGAUGCAAUAAGGCCAAUGUUUCAAUCGUCGGAUUCUGUGUGUAAAAUGUUAACAGCAUCGGAAAUGUAUUCCUUCUUCUCGAGUUAUUUGGACAAUGUGUUGAAAACUAAUGAAUUGAAAAUAGCUCUCAAGGUCAAGAAGGAUCGCUAUGAGAAUAUACUUGAAAGAAUUCCCUUUGUAAAGAAUCGAGAUUUUGUUCUUGAAGAUUCACUUCCACAAACCACAGUCUUAAUGAAUCUUUCCAUUUUAGGAGAAAAAUUAAGAUACAGUGAAGAUCGUCUCAAAUUGAAGGAAGUUCAACUCAUGAAGGAAUAUGAAAGACAAUUACAAUCAAUGAAAAAGAAAGAAUUAGAAUUUGAGGAAUUACGAAAAGAAUUUGAAGAAAAAGAAAAAGCAUGGCUGAAAGAAAAAUUCGAACUUGAAUCUCAUUUAACACAGGCCAAACAAACCAUUUUAGAGAAGGAAAAAGAAAUUGAAGAAUUGAAGAAUGUGCCAUUACUUUUGAAUCAAUCAUUGCCACCACAAUCGUCACAAACAUCUCAGGAAGAAAAAAUCGACCGUCAAAUUGACACGGAUGAAUUUAUUUUAAUUGAAAAAGUGGUUGUGGUGCCGUCAAGUUCAUCCGAUUCUUCUUCGAGAGGUCAAAAAUCCAUAACAACACCCGUGAAUCCUCAAGAAAAUGAUUUUCACAUGAUUGGAGGAAACAAUGAAGAUGAUGAACCUCUCACUGAAGACGAAACAAGUGAGAUUUGCUCGGUUGUGACGGAACAACAACUCAUUCUCGAAGAGGAAGAUAGCAUUCGAUUAUCACCCUAUCAAAAACAAGAUCAAACCAAACAAAUUCAACUUCAAGAUGGAAAAUGUCCAUGUGGAAGAGAAUUAGCAAAGGAUUAUGGAUUUCUUAGAAAACCAAGAUAUUGUCAUUAUAACAACAAAUAUUAUUGCAUGAAAUGUCACUCGAAUUCAUUCAAUGAGAUUAUCCCUGCCAAGAUAUUAUUCAACUGGGACUUUAAGCUCUAUCGAGUUUGUGAUGAAGCUUCCAAAUAUCUUAAAAGUGUUUACAAUCAACCAAUUAUUUGUGUGAGCGCUGUGAAACCAACACUUUUUGAUGAAAUUGAAAAUUUAGGAAUGGCUAGAAUGAUCAGAAAAAGACUCAUCAUUCAAUGGGAAUAUAUUUCAAGAUGUCCAUUGAAAGAUAAUCUCAUUACACAACACAAACUGAAGCACAAGUUGCAUUAUGUGACAGAUACUGAAAUGUAUAGCAUCAAAAAUCUUUAUGAGCUCAAUGGAAAGCAGAGCGAAUCACCAUUUUUGAAAAAGCUCUCUCGUUUGUUUCAUGUGUUUAGUGAUCAUAUUGUGAAUCAGUGUGGUUUUUGUAAAACAAAAGCGAAGAGUUUCUGUCCAAAUUGUAAGAAUGACACUCCAAUUUACGAGUUCAAUAUCAGUCAAGUGAUCAAAUGUCCUGGCUGCAAGCUUGUCUUUCACAAAUCAUGCUUUGUGAACAAGAAAGGUGUUGUGGCUUGUCCAGUGUGCAACGAUGAUGAGUAA